Zophobas morio is the source of this 1337-nucleotide messenger RNA. RefSeq names its product probable multidrug resistance-associated protein lethal(2)03659. Gene Ontology annotation, cellular component: membrane. NCBI's taxonomy places the organism in Eukaryota, Metazoa, Arthropoda, Insecta, Coleoptera, Tenebrionidae. Gene Ontology annotation, biological process: transmembrane transport. The transcript has 4 exons. Gene Ontology annotation, molecular function: ATP binding; ABC-type transporter activity; ATP hydrolysis activity. The record is from RefSeq and is a predicted model, not a curated record. The coding region runs from base 69 to 1337 and encodes 422 amino acids.
UUUUGAACAGAUUUUCAGAAGACAUACUGUACAUUGAUGAAAUACUACCCUUGACGUUUUUUCUACUAAUGGGUAAUUUUGCCGGAAUAGUUGGAGUUGUUAUUCUCAUAGCUACAGUUAAUGCUUCGUUAUUAAUUCCAUGUAUUCUGGUUAAUGUAUUCAUGGUAUUCGUACAAAUGUUCUACGUAAAAAUUGGAAAUGCUUUAAAACGACUGGAAUUUUUGACACGAAGUCCUUUAAUUGGGUACAUCACUGCUACUUUAGACGGACUGACAACCAUAAGGACCUCAAGAAUUCAAGAUACAUUGCGAAAGGAAUUUGAUCAACAUCAAGAUUUGCAUACUUCCUGUUCCUACAUGUACACAUGUUGUGAGCAUGCAUAUCACAUGAUGCAAGCAGCUGAAGAAAUUAUUCUCCUUACUUUCGCAAUUAUCCUUUUUUUAGCACUAGAUGACAAAAUGACAGCAGGAAAAGUUGGACUUGUUUUGUCGCAAAUAUUUCGUUUGACAAUGCCAGAGCAUUUCUUUUAUGUAAUGAUAACUAGAUUUCAAAAUCAAAUGAUAACAGUAGAAAGAAUUUUGGAGUACACUAAACAAAAACAAGAAAGCAAAGAUGGUUUAGUAAUGGAACAUUGGCCUAAGGAAUGUGAUAUACGAUGGAAAGACGUGUCCUUUUCUUACAAGAGCGACCAAGACCAUGUUUUGAAACAUUUAAAUUUCGCCAUAAAAAAUAAACAAAAAGUUGCCAUCGUCGGUAGGACUGGUUCAGGAAAAACAUCAUUGAUUUCUACACUCGUACGACUUUACGAUUUCGAAGGAAGCAUUUUUAUUAACAAUGUAGACAUCAAAACACUUCCAGUGGAUUUCCUCAGGUCAAAGAUAUCUGUAGUUCCUCAAGAGCCUACUAUCUUUUCGGGAACGUUACGUGAAAAUAUUGAUCCUAGAGGACAACAUUCAGACGAUGACAUUUGGAAAGCGAUUUCAAACGUGAAUUUGUCACUCUUUAAAACUUUGGAUGAGAAAGUUAACUUGAAUUUAAGCAUUUGUCAAAAACAACUCAUUUGUGUGUGUAGAGCUCUCGUUCAGCGUAACAAAAUUGUAAUUUUUGACGAAACUAAUGCCAGUGUAGAUUCCGAUACUGAAGCGUUGUUACAAAAGAUUAUAACAGAAAAUUUUGCCGAAUCUACGGUCAUUGCAAUUAUGCACAAAUUGCGUUACAUUUUAGAAUUUGACCUAGUAUUAGUUGUAGAUAAGGGUGUGAUUAUUGAGUCUGGUGAUCCUUCUAGCCUGCUGAAGAAAAAAAAUGGCGUGCUCAGCAACUUGUUUAGGAAACAAUGA